Messenger RNA from Aethina tumida (small hive beetle), 5729 nucleotides. RefSeq names its product spatacsin. Lineage: Eukaryota; Metazoa; Arthropoda; Insecta; Coleoptera; Nitidulidae. The record is from RefSeq and is a predicted model, not a curated record. The coding region runs from base 257 to 5566 and encodes 1769 amino acids. Gene Ontology annotation, cellular component: synapse; axon; dendrite. Gene Ontology annotation, biological process: axo-dendritic transport; synaptic vesicle transport; chemical synaptic transmission. The transcript has 11 exons.
CUUUAUUAAAUUUUAUACAUCCAACGAUGGUAAGCAUCAGCAUUGAUUUAAUUCAAAAUUACAAUCGGGUGGUCGUGUCCGCUUAGGCAACACCGCUUAUGAUAUAAAUAAUGGAUUGACAAUUGUGUCAAAAUACCAAAACAAACCAUGUGAUGUUAUCAAGUAAAAGUACAGAUGAUAAGUUCAACAAAUAAACAGAAAUGAUUCAUUAAGUUCCUGACUCCCACAAUGUACAACACACUCCGUACUCAGCACAAUGGGAACGAAUAAAGAAAAAUUAAACGAGUUUUUUAGACCGGUACCUCCUCCGCAUUUGAGUAAGGAAAACGUCGCCGUAUGGGUAGGAUGGAGCUUGAAGGGCGACAGAGAAGUGGCAAGGGAAGCAGCUGCCAAAGGAUUGCAUUUGGACUUGGUGGCUAUAUUUUUAACACUGAGAAGAAAAACGACACCAAAUGGGGCUAAAGAGUGGUUUGAAAAAGAAGUGUUGAUCUGGGUAGAUGAAUUGUUGUCUCGUAAACAAAUUUUCAGAGCUUCACAUAUUUUAAAAAACAUUGGACUCAAUCCUGAAGCUGAAUUGGAAAAAAUAUUUUACUCAACUAGUAAUAAGGAACUAAGAGAUUACAUUGGACAACACUUGGAAAAAAAUGAGAAGCUGUCUGAUAAAAAUUCAUCCCUUUGGCAUCUAUUGGAGUUGAUUUUGAAGAACAACAUUCUUAUUUCAAAAUACAAAUUAGAGGACACCAGUUUAAAAUAUUUAGAUAACAGAGAUGAUAAUUGUAAACAUGAAAUAGCAGCUAAAUUAUUUAUUCGUACACAUGAUCUUAAAUUGCUGCCUUUUUUAACGGCCGAAAGUUUAUGGAGACAAUUAAUUAUUUAUAAUGAUACAAAAUUAUUAAAAGCUUGGAUAAAUAUUAAUUUUAACACCAAAAAAGAUCAUUAUAUAUCUGAUAAUUUACUACAAAUAUUCAAAUUUCCUAUUUCAAGUGAUAUGUUAAACUUGUUAAGUGAUAAAAUAUGUUCUCCAACAACCAAUGAAAUUAUUUUAAAUGAAUUUAGUAAAUUUGGAAUUUUCUGCAGUGCAGAUUUUAAUAACUUUCAAAAUAUUUUAGUGAGAUUAAGUGCUUGUGAUAAUAUUUGGAAAAUGUAUGAUAUUUUCUCAAAAAACACAUCAAAUAUCAAUGUUAAUUCUUUUUUAAGUCUGCUGCAUAAUUAUUGUAUGGACAAUAAAUUUUAUAAUUGUUUAAGUACAUGCCUGAAGCCAUUUGAUAUAACAGCUGUUAUGGAAUUGACAAAUUCAGCUCAUUUAAAAUUAAUUAAUCAGUUUCAGAAUUUAGUUCAAGAAAAUUUCAGGGAAGACUUAUUAAGUAGUAAUAUUUUGAGAGUGUCAGAUUUCUUAUCUGACAAUAUAGUUCAAUUCAUGACUGAUAAUUAUGAUGUACUCUUAGCUUUAAUUAUAUUUACCAAUGACAUUCAAUUUCAAGAUGUUAUUGACACAAAAUCUCUUAAGAUUAAUGAUAUUGAAUUAUAUCCUGCAUUGGAAAAAAAUCUUUAUUCUUUACAAUUAUUUCAAAAAAUUAUAAACAAAAAGUCUGUAAAACCUAUGAAUACACUUACCUAUUAUAAACUCUUGGAAAAUAAUUUACAAGUGGAUAUAAAAGAAUUAUAUGCAUUUAGAUACAGAAACAUACCACUUCCAAAUUUUAAUGAUGCUGAAAUAGUACAAAAAUAUGGCUAUUCAAAACAAGUCAAUUAUUUAUUUUAUUUAAAACAAUGUAGGCCUAGCUUGGCAGCCACUUUGGUUGGUGCAACUGAGGAUAAGCAGUUAAUAGUGACAAAAGCUACAAAGCUAGCUAUCAAGAACUUUUCCGAUGUUGAAAUAACGGCUAGUUGCAUCUCCUUUAUGGAAAUGAUUGAUGUUGACUCCACUUUCCUCAGAGUAACAAUACAAGCGGCCAACAUAUUGUCUUCAAGCUGCGAUACGGAUUACAUUAUUGAUUUAUUCUUGAAAGUCAAUGAGGAUCCUCACAAAGUUCUCCAUAAACUUGAAAGUGUCGUUGUGGGCAGCAUCAAUUUCAAAGAUUUGAGCAACGAGGAUGUUCUGGUAGAUGCCAUGCAAAAAUACGAAAUCGUAUGCCAGUUUUGCUCCAUUCAUAAUAUCAAGUUGCCCGAACAGUUUUUAAAAAAUUGUGCCUCUUACAACAUGUGGUUGCCCUUUCUAAUCUUCGCCCAAUUGAAGAACUACCCAACAGAACAGAUUAAAUCGACGUUGCAGUCACUAAAAAGUCCCAACCUUCUGGAGCAUAUAAUUCAUAGCGUUAGUCACGACAUCCAAAUCGAUGAUCACGACGUCCUGAUGAAGGAACGCGACUCGAGAAAGUCGUUUUUCUCCCGCAUUGGUCUGAAAAAAACCGUGGACAGUGUGGAUGGUAUGUAUUCCAGUAUUACCUCACAAUCCAGUUUCGGGAGCGCUGACAGUUCCACCGGCUCCGAAUUGUUGGAGAUUGAUAUAAUGAAUACGAAGGCCACGUUGUUGCAAACAUUAAUCAGGUGUCAUAACAGUACUGAUCCACCCAGAGCAUUAUUGCAGGCAUGUCAGUUGUACAGGUAUCCACUUUUAGCUGUAUUGGCGACAAGCUACGAGCCGGACUCGGUCAUAACCAAUUGGCUCACUUGGUUGGCGGUUUCUACGGAAAUGUGCCAGACCUUUACUAACUAUGAAACGGUAGCUCUUUGUUCAAAGUCAGUUACCACCCUGUUACAUGGCGCUAUGAUGAGACAGUACCCGAAAACAUUAUUACAGAGCUUCGAAAUAUUCAUUCCUGAUUGUCCAUUGAGGCCAUUCUUGGAGUUCCUCAAUCUAUGUAUUAACCUUAACAGCGACAUUUACUUGCUGGAUACAAAACUGGCUUCGUUCUCCGAUGCUUUGAACAAGUCACGUAGGAACAGCGUACUAACGGACACCGACCACGAAUUAACUUAUUUAAAAAACAAAACUUGGCUAGAAACAACCGCUUUACAUUUGUUGUGCGCCAUGUUGCAGUACAACUGCAAGUCCUUGAACGAGGAGAUCUCCAUACUGAAACUGUUGUGCGAUUUAAAGAUCAGCAAAUAUUUCACUAUAGAUUUUCCCAACAUAGAAAAUCUCUAUGAAAUUUUGUAUCUGGUGAGCAAAUCCAAUUGUAACGUUAAGUUUGAUGUCAGCCUCAUGUUACACGUUGCUGAAAGUCGCAAAGCUGUUGUGGACUGUAUCAACAAACUACUCGAUUUGAAUCAAUUCGAAAUCGCAGUAAAAGUUGCUUACAUAGAAGGACUACCGGUAGAUAUAAUAUUAAUCAAAGAAUGGCAAUACAAAUACAAAAACAGAGACUCCAAUGACACCCAGUUUUGGGAAGUUUGUAACACAUCUUUGGCGGAACACAGUGUAACGGCUGAUUGUGUGAUAGAUUUCUACUUAGACUGUUUGAAAACAAUCCAUAAUAACUUGGAGAAGUAUCACCUGCUAAAGUAUGCCUUCCAGUGGGCUUUGAAAUUUGAUCUGUCUUGUCAGUAUAACAUAGAAAUGGAUAUGUGGUUAGCUUUUAUGCAUUUGGAAGAGAAGAAUAAAUCAUACGAGGACUUUAAUGUGGUAACACAUCACUUAUUAUACAAAGACAUGCUAGAUAAAUUAGAGAACAUUGUACCCUGUAAAGAAACACUAACCAAAGAUAAUAAUAAUUAUUUAUGUAAGAUGUUGAUAGAGUCAUUGAACAGAGGCAACUUUUGGCUGGCUUUAAAAUUGGAACGCAUGUUCGGAUGUAAAAAUGCAGAUAUGGAAAUACUGAAAUUGUGCUUUUCCUUAGCGGAAGGUAUAUUGUUGCCAUUUCAGUUGAACACCCAACAAAGAUUGUUGCUGGCAAAGGGGGGAAACUUUCGCAAACUCAGCUACAGAAGAACUUACUUGUCUUCCAGGAUUUCUAAUGUCAGCUCUGCAUCUCAUUCUCCUGCGACGGCGUCUUCUUUUAUCCAAGGAUCGGAUGGUGUUGAUGCUCCUUUACAAGACACCUUGGCGAUGUUACAUUCUUUAACCGAAAAAUUGACUUACGGCUCUCAAAUGGCUUACCGAAUAUUCAUGUCUUAUAGGAUCAGUGUUAAUAUUGAAAUUCCAUACCAGGUUUUCGUGCUGCAUACAGAUUAUAUGAAGAUGUUGAAGGAUGCAUUAGAAGAUGACUGUAUGAAUAAAUUAGAAGUCAUACACGAUUUCAUCACCGUAUUUAAGUGGACAAAGGAAGAGAUUUCCGAUUUUAUCUGUGAGGAAAUUGUCCAAGCCGCUUCUGCCUACGUGAAAUCCAAUAUUGACAUUUUCACUCUUUGGGACCUGAAUGUUAACGAAAAUUAUCACCUGGUUCUGCAACUGCUACAGGACAAUUGCUCUCUAUUAGGCUAUAAAAUCUAUACGUACGCUAGUGCAGUUCAUAAAGUACAAAUUACUGCAUCUUCAGAAUCCAAAGUCAAGAUUAGUGAGCUUGCUUUGGUUAUUGAGUUGUUGAUACUGGCCCAUAACUGCUUCACAACCGAUUGCAACAUGGAAGGGAUAUCUAUCAUACUCAAAAAGUGUCAGAGCGUUAUAUCCAAUUUGCUGACGUUACGUAGUUGGAAACUGAUAGUAAGGUUGUUGACCGGAGUAGCUCGCUACACUGAGAUGAGUUACGUAUUUCAGAUAUUGCGCGAGAACGACCAGUUCGAAUUCCUUCUAAGAAAAGGUUCUCGCAAUGACAACGCUUUAAAAGUGGCCCUAUUGGAAUACUUAAAGAAAUACUGUCCAGAUAAUCGAGAAUUAUAUAAAAUAGUUGCUCUUCACUUCACCUUAUUCUCGGAAGUUGCUCAACUUUGGGAGAGGGAAGCUCAAAGUGUCAUAAAAAAUCUAAUCGAAAUUUCUAAAAUGGAGAUGCAAAACAAUAAAAUUAAUCCAGAUAACGAGCCUUUCGUUUUACUGUCCAACAGCGAGAGUACCAAAUUAUGUCUGCACAAAGCUAUAGAAAAUUACACUCAUGCUACCGAAUUCCAUCUGCAAGGCGAAAAGCUUGCUAAAGCCAUGCGUUCGGCUAAUCAAGUCGAAUUAUUAGCUCUUCAAGUCUCAAUACUAAAUAAACUUCCACCAAAUGGAACUGCUAAUUGUAUCUUGAAUGUGACUAGUUUGCAGAUCACUGGACUUAUCACCAAUUAUCUCAGUUUCGAACAAGCUUACAUUCUCAUCCAGGCAUACAACUUUCAGCCUGAUUGGUCGUCUGUGUUGUUCGAACAAUGUAUCCUCAAACAGAACAUGAAUUAUUUAUGCCAGUUCAUGAACCACUUACCUUUAAGUGACACAUUGGUACACGAUAUAUCCAGGAAAUUUUUGAGCGCUAACAUUAACAAGUCUGCGGAAUUAAUCUGUAUGAAAAACAUUUUGGAAAAACUGUCUUCUGUGCACACUAAAUAUAGAAUUGCUAGUGAAUUAGGAUUUACAGAUUUAGUCGAGGAUUUAUUGUCGAAGGGGCAGUUGGCUUAUUUAAAAGACACAGUGUGGAAGAAAGGAUAUAAAAGUUGAUUAUUCCAUAUUAAUUUUAUUCCACAUUCUUGUUUUCUUUAAAACUGAUAGUAGUUAAGACUCGAAUAUAUACAUAAGUCUUGAAUAUAUUGGUUAUAUUAUAUUUAUAUGUUAUUGUAUUUGACCUGUGAUUUCUCAAACAAAUAUAUUUUUACUACGUUAA